Alosa alosa (allis shad) is the source of this 3556-nucleotide messenger RNA. It is a transcript of the gene gpr26, whose product is annotated as G protein-coupled receptor 26. Gene Ontology annotation, cellular component: membrane. Lineage: Eukaryota; Metazoa; Chordata; Actinopteri; Clupeiformes; Clupeidae. The record is from RefSeq and is a predicted model, not a curated record. Gene Ontology annotation, molecular function: G protein-coupled receptor activity. Gene Ontology annotation, biological process: adenylate cyclase-activating G protein-coupled receptor signaling pathway. The transcript is spliced from 3 exons. The coding region runs from base 550 to 1689 and encodes 379 amino acids.
CAGAUGUCAGAGAUUUCCCUCCACCAGAAAUAUCAGCACCUAAAAUUAGAUAUAUCCAGAAAAAGCCGAGGUGUAAACGUUUCUAGGAAGGCCGAUGUCACAUGUGCAAGUUGUGAGUUUUACUUGCGAGGGUGGGAAGGGUACGCUUCAGACAGAAUUAGGCAUAAAGUAGCUUCGAGGACGAUGUUCAAAGAGCGCCGCACGAAACGAAUUGGCACUGCGCAAUUGCGCAACAAGACGAUACUUGGGGGACCUGUGGACGGCGGGGAGCGUAAGUGGAGUAAAACGUGAACGCAGUUUUUCGGACCCGGUGUUGUGCUGUGUGAUUUUAAAGAACAUUUUCAGCGGUAAAGUUGAUGGGUCCCUCGUUUUUUCGGCAAAUUAAAGGGAGGAGGCAGCCAAUCGAUCGCGCUCCGUUUUGCGCGACCAGGCGUCUCGCGUCUUGGAAACACAUCUGCAAAGCAGCUGUGUGACCAUGCAUUAGGGCAAUAUGUGUAGGUGUGUUGAAAGUGCCGUCACCUGCCAGGGGAUCUGAGAGCUGGACGCACCAUGCACACAGUGGAGGUCGUGGUUUCUCUCCUGUUAGUCGUGAUCAUCGUGGUGUCGUUGCUGUCCAACGUUGUGGUGCUGAUUUGCUUUUUGUAUAACGCAGAGAUUCGCAAACAGGUGCCGGGCUUGUUCAUCCUCAAUCUCACUUUCUGCAACCUGCUGCUCACGGUGUCCAACAUGCCCCUGACUCUUGGAGGACUCAUCUACAAUGGUCACCCGGGCGGGCACGGAUUCUGUCAGAUAGUGGGAUUCCUGGACACCUUUCUAACCACUAACUCGAUGCUGAGUAUGGCUGCUCUGAGCAUAGACCGGUGGGUGGCUGUGGUUUUCCCGCUAAGCUACCACUCCAGGAUCCGGCAUCGGGACGCCGUGAUUGCUCUCGGCUACACGUGGAUUCACUCGCUGUCCUUUUCUGUAGUAGCAUCGUGCCUCUCCUGGGUGGGAUACCAUCAACUCUACGCCUCGUGCACCCUGUGCAACACCCGAGCGAGCGGCAUGAGGACCCAAUUUGUCAUCUACACGCUUGUUUUACACUCGGUCACGUUCCUGCUGUCUCUGGUCGUGCUCUGCGUAACGUAUCUCAAAGUGCUGAAAGUGGCGAGGUUUCACUGCAAACGCAUUGAUGUGAUCACCAUGCAGACGCUGGUGCUGCUUGUGGAUAUCCACCCGAGCGUCAGGCAGCGGUGUCUGGAGGAGCAGAAGAGGCGCAGGCAGAGGGCCACAAGGAAAAUCAGCACCUUCAUCGGCACAUUCGUGGUCUGCUUCACCCCCUAUGUCAUCACCAGGGUGAUGGAGUUGUUAGAGUUGUUUCCCAUCAGCCCUCACUGGGGUGUGGUGUGCAAGUGUCUGGCCUACAGCAAGGCGGCGUGCGACCCCUUCGUCUACUCCCUCCUGCGUCACCAGUACAGGAAGACCUUCCACGACAUCAUGAACCGCCUGCUGCGGAGACGCUCACUCACCACGCGCAGGCUGGAGAACGGCAGAGCCUGGAAGAGAGAGAAGGAUGACAGGACCAGAGAGGAGGAGAUGAAGGAGAAGGCUGAGGAGAAAGAGGAGACAGGAGAGACGGAGAGGAAAGGCAAUAUGACGACAAAGAGCAAUACCAAGGAACUGAGUGGCACUACAAAAGGAACAGGGUAAAAGUUUAAUACACUAGAGGCAGCUCUCUCCCCUUAUUUUGAACAAAAACACAAUUAUGUUCAUAAAGAGAGAGGAAAAAUAGAAUGCUAAAAAGAGUUUUUAUACUUUUAUAUUACACUCUAAUAGAUUUUACCAGGUUUUUUGAUGUUUACAUCUGAAACCUGAUAUCUCCUUGUAUGCAGGUGAUUUCAUAGUAUCAAAGAUGGGGUUGUGUAACAAUUUAGUACUAUCUCACUGGAGUGAUGUAUGUCUUAUAAAGUCUUAUAAAUUACCACAAAGUAUUGCCAUCUUGACAAGCUGCUAGUUUGUCAGAACUUUCUGACAUGGCUGAUUUAGCCAAUGUCAGAAAGUACCAAGGAGAUGGUACUUUACUUGGGGAAAAUUAUGGACUGAAGGAUUAGAUAUGUAGCAGAAAACCAAUAGGUUUUAUGAAAUAUGAUUCCAAGAGUCAAAGCCAUAUUGCUAAAUUUGAAGAAAAUUACACAUGACCUCCAACCCCCGCCCCAAGCCCCCGCACACACAAACACAUACACACACACACACACACACACACACACACACACACACACACACACACACAAUAUAUAUAAUCAGUUGUUUAGAAGGAAUGCUUCAAAAAAUGCCAUGCAUUGUCUGAGCAAAUGAGUGUAAUUCCAUGGAAAGCAUAAAUAAAGCUUUCAUUAAUAGAUUUUGUUUCAUUGCGGUAGUUGUCCAUUUCUGAACUGGUGGGUUGUUUUUAUAUUAUUCUGAUUAAACUAAUUUAAGCAACAAAUCUGGGCAUUCAGAUUCAGCACCAUACUAUUGUCCCAUAUGGUGCAGCUUGGACCUCUGUUUGAAGGCAGAGUCACGUUGAGACAAGGCUCUGCUUGAAGGUGGAGCAUAUUGUUGUUACAGUAUAUGUUCAGGAAUCCUGUGAGGGAUGUUUUCUUUCUCUGAGAUGUUUGUACAUUGUGGUCGAGUGAAAACACAAAUGUUGUGCCUUUCUGAGUGAUAUUGUGUUUGAAGCUGAAGCUAAGGGUAUUUUCCACUUUCACUUCAAAUGGAUUAUCAAUGAAACGGGCCAAAACCCGCCUUUGGGAUGUUCUGUAAAACCCAACACAAACCUCCUUAUCCAGUAUAAACGGUAAGCUUCCAUGUUGGUGGUUCUCAAUCUCAUUCCCCAACAUACUGUACUUGUUUCAGCUUUAUGCCCCAGUGUAGAGUGACACUUUAUUCUAACACGUAUACUGCUGGGCAUGUCCCCAGCUUGGAAUUUAAAUGUCAACAUUUCCUUCUUUCUUUUCCCAGUAGCUUUGUGUGCGUGUGCGAGAUGUAAACACAACAGUAAGUACCUCAAACUCUCACUGAUGACAGCCUCUUGCAGUUUUAAUAUUCAGCAAGAGCAGACACUGUAGCUUUGCAAAUUAUAUUCACAAGUUGGAUGCAAAUUGCCAAGUAAACUCAUAUCAUGGUUAAGAAAACAAAAGUGUCUGGCAAGGGUAUUUAAUUAUUUGCUGUGAUAUGGUGUCGAUUUUGACCAUUAUAUUCCUUACUGGAGUUGCUUAAUUGUGUUGUUUGUAUUUCAGUGAGUGGGUACGAACACAGGGUGAUUUCUAUUUGAAUGUCAUUAAAUUUUUAUAGAUAUAUAGUUUGUUUGCACUUGGCUGAUAUCUGAAAUGGCAUAUAUCGGUCACACUUGCUGACGUGAAGUUAAAGAAAAUCAGUAAGGGUCUUGAAUACAACUUUCUGGUGAUUAUGUUUGUUGUGUUUAGUUUAAGCACUUUUUGGUGAAAAGUGUGAAGCCUUAGGAAAAAAAGAUGUCUAUAUUUUUGUUACUGUAAAGGUGUGUAAUAUACUUAUAUAUUUGUGACUUGAAUCUAAUAAAAUG